AUGCGCAGGCUUGGAGCCAAACGGAAAGACUUUGAAAGCGCCGCCAAAGCAUUAGAUGAAUUGCGUCGCAAGGCGGGACCAAAGGAUCGUGUCAGUCCCGCUGCGGCUCUCAAGAUGGCUAAUUUGAACAUCUUUGAGCGCGGCGAAAUUAUUGAUUACCGAGACAUCUUCUUCUGCGGUACUCAAAAUGCGAAGAAGCAUGUCGGAGAUCUUCACUCGGGUGCUGCAAACUUUGGAUAUGAUGACGACAGGGGCGACUAUAACAUCGUGAUGGGCGAUCAUCUUGCAUACCGCUACGAGGUUGUGGAUGUCCUUGGUAAGGGAAGUUUCGGACAAGUCGUGAGAUGUGUCGACCACAAGACUGGUGCUUUGGUCGCAAUCAAGAUCAUUCGCAACAAGAAACGUUUCCAUCAGCAGGCUUUGAUCGAAGUCAACCUUCUCCGCAAACUGAAGGACUGGGAUCCGGAUCGCCGCCACAGCGUGGUCAACUUUGUCGAGAAUUUCUACUUCCGUGGCCAUCUCUGCAUAUCGACGGAACUCCUGGGAAUCAAUCUCUACGAGUUUAUCAAGGCUCACGAUUUCCGAGGCUUCAACAUCAAGCUCAUUCGGCGAUUCACCAAGCAAAUGCUCAGCAGUCUUACCCUCUUGCAUGCAAAGAAGGUCAUUCAUUGCGAUCUGAAACCGGAGAACAUUCUUCUCGUUCACCCGUUGAAUUCUGAAAUUCGUGUUAUCGAUUUCGGCUCUAGUUGUUUCGAAAACGAAAAGGUCUACACUUAUAUCCAGAGUCGAUUCUAUCGGUCACCUGAGGUCAUCUUGGGCAUGUCAUACGGUAUGCCCAUCGACAUGUGGAGUGUUGGAUGUAUCCUGGCUGAGUUGUUCACCGGUUAUCCUAUCUUCCCAGGCGAGAACGAACAGGAGCAACUGGCCUGUAUCAUGGAAGUCUUCGGUCCUCCAGAAAAGCACCUGAUUGAAAAGAGCACGCGCAAGAAGUUGUUCUUUGAUUCCUUGGGCAAGCCACGUCUGACCGUUUCCUCCAAGGGUCGGCGCCGUCGUCCCAGCUCUAAAGAGCUUCGUCAAGUUCUUAAGUGCGACGAUGAGGCUUUCCUGGAUUUCAUUACGCUUUGUCUGCGAUGGGACCCGGCCCGCCGGAUGACCCCUCACGAGGCGCUGAAGCACGAAUUCCUCACCGGUAUCAAGCCGACAGCUCGCCCCAGGAUGUAUGCUCAGACCACCGCAAGCUCACCCUCUAAGCGUGGCGCCUCCAGUGGGCGCCCGCUGCCUGAGCCUCCCAGCUCAACCUUGAAGACCGGCGGAUUUCUGCGCAGCCGUGAUGCAUCUGGUAAUUCUCCGGUCAAGGGCUCCGGGAAGCGCCAUUCGACAAUCAACGGUCCACCGCCGUCCAGCCCCGCCAAGCGAGCGGUCAAGGAUUCCACCACGCUGCCUCGUGCUUCCGCAAGAAGCAUCAGUGGAAAGCCCGACCUUGCCACCGCGGCGGCAGCGACCAGCUUGAGGACCAAAUAA
Molecule: messenger RNA, 1521 nt
Organism: Penicillium pulvis
Lineage: Eukaryota; Fungi; Ascomycota; Eurotiomycetes; Eurotiales; Aspergillaceae
Product: DYRK family protein kinase
Exons: 2
Coding region: 1-1521 (506 amino acids)
Biological process (GO): peptidyl-threonine phosphorylation; peptidyl-serine phosphorylation
Molecular function (GO): ATP binding; protein serine/threonine kinase activity; protein serine/threonine/tyrosine kinase activity
Source: RefSeq, a predicted model, not a curated record